CAAAUCACACGUGGCGAUCUCUCCCUGGGUCCUUCUCUCUUCAACAACAGUGACGCCGCUCUAAGCAUGUUCCCGAGACGAUCAAAUCCAAUGCGAAAGAAGUUGUAUUUGGUCAUCACACGCCGUAAAUUCUGCUGAUGCUUAUUGUCAUAUACCUCCAAAAGCUUGUUCCCUUCUUCACCUCUUCAUUGGGUCGGAGAAGAACAGAAAAAGCCAGUAGGGUUUCUGGGUUGGACAAGAACGGGAAAGAUCAGCUUCGAAUCGGGAAUUAGGGUUCUUGUUUCUUGAUACACGCACAUAUAUAUGGAGAGGUAUGAGAUAGUGAAGGAUCUUGGGUCGGGGAAUUUCGGGGUGGCGAAGCUGGUUCGAGACAAAUGGUCCAAGGAGCUUCUCGCUGUGAAGUUCAUCGAGAGAGGCCUAAAGAGGGAGAUCAUGAACCACAGAACGCUGAAGCACCCGAAUAUUAUAAGAUUCAAAGAGGAAGGAAUCUGAUGGAAAAGCAGGUGAGGUUGACGGCAACACACUUGGCGAUAGUAAUGGAAUACGCGGAGGGAGGAGAACUGUUCGAAAGAAUCUGCAGCGCCGGCCGAUUCAGUGAAGACGAGGCGAGGUUCUUCUUCCAGCAGCUCGUGUCCGGAGUCAGUUACUGUCACUCUCUGCAAAUCUGCCACAGAGAUUUGAAGCUCGAGAAUACGCUGUUAGAUGGCAGCGCAGCUCCACGUGUGAAGAUCUGCGAUUUCGGAUACUCAAAGUCGGGGGUACUCCAUUCGCAACCAAAAUCGACAGUAGGAACACCUGCGUAUAUAGCACCUGAAGUCCUCUCCAAGAAAGAGUAUGAUGGCAAGGUAGCAGAUGUAUGGUCAUGUGGUGUCACCCUAUACGUAAUGCUUGUAGGAGCUUACCCUUUUGAAGAUCCUUCUGAUCCAAGAAACUUCCGCAAGACAAUCGCGAGAAUAAUGAGCUCCCAGUACUCGUUUCCUGAUUACGUCCGAGUUUCGGAGGGAUGCAAGCAUCUUCUCUCUCGCAUCUUCGUAGCGAACCCUGACAAGAGAAUAACGAUGCAAGAGAUAAAGAGAGACGAAUGGUUUCUGAAGAACUUGCCGGUGGAGAUGUGGGAAGGAGGGAGUUGGCAGAUCUGCAGCGACGUGAACGAGCCCUCCCAGACGGUGGAAGAGAUUUUGUCCAUCAUUCAGGAAGCUCGACAAUCCGGCGGAGGAGCUUCCGAUUCCACCGGAGGCUCAGGCUCAGGCUCCGGCGGCAUCGGAAGCAACAGUAUGGAUCUCGACGACUUCGACGCUUACUCCGAUGACAUCGACACCAGCGGCGAUUUCGUAUGCCCCAUGUGAUUUUAUAUAUAGAUAUAUUUUGUCUGGUGAAUGUUCGUAUAAGGUGCAAAAUAAUAAACGAAGGCGAGUAAUCCCCAAAGAAAAUUUCUUGAGGUUUGAUUCUAAAUUCGGAAUCUUAGAUA
Tarenaya hassleriana is the source of this 1468-nucleotide messenger RNA. RefSeq names its product serine/threonine-protein kinase SRK2C. Gene Ontology annotation, biological process: protein phosphorylation; intracellular signal transduction. Bases 375 to 1346 code for a protein of 323 amino acids. The record is from RefSeq and is a predicted model, not a curated record. Gene Ontology annotation, molecular function: protein serine/threonine kinase activity; ATP binding. NCBI's taxonomy places the organism in Eukaryota, Viridiplantae, Streptophyta, Magnoliopsida, Brassicales, Cleomaceae. The transcript is spliced from 10 exons.